CACCACAAAUGGCGCUCUCACAGCUUAACUUUUCCACUUAAGCCGACAGCGAACCACAAGGAAACAACUGAAUGGGACCUACAUUUAACUAAAGAUUCCUCUGAAGAGCAAAUUACUUGUGUGGCAUUUAAAGAAGAUUUUCUGGAUUUGGACUCAGAGACUGUGAGAUUUUUAAAGCAGCAAGCUUGCAUUUUUGACAGAUGGUUUGUUUUGACAGUUUUCCACAGUCCAGGAUCUAAUCCGGUUCUUCUAGCAUAAGGAAGUCACUCAAAGUUGGAAACAACGCAUUUUGUGCAGCUUCUGCAAUAAAUUCACUUAAAAGUCUGUCUUUGAAGAGACUCUUUAUUUUCCAACUUUCCAUGACAAUGCCAGUGGUCAAAGUGGAGAAAGACUCUCCAGCAGGCACCACCUUGCCGUCAUCCAAUCCUACACCGCAGACAGAGGAGCAGCCCCGAGGUCGAAGGAGGAAGAGACCCCUCCAGCGAGGGAAACCACCGUACAGCUAUAUUGCACUCAUUUCUAUGGCUAUAGCCAACUCCCCUGACCGCAAACUGACUCUGGGGGGCAUCUACAAAUUCAUCACAGAGCGCUUCCCUUUCUACAGAGACAAUUCAAAGAAGUGGCAAAACUCCAUUCGUCACAACCUGACUCUCAAUGAUUGCUUUAUCAAGAUCCCUCGAGAGCCGGGAAGGCCUGGGAAGGGCAACUACUGGGCACUGGACCCAAACGCAGAGGACAUGUUUGAGAGUGGCAGCUUUUUGAGACGCAGGAAGAGGUUUAAACGCUGUGACUUGAGCACUUAUGCUUCAUAUAUGCAUGAGACGCCAGUUUUCUCUCCUGUCCAGAUUACAAGAUCAGCAGCAUACACCAACUCAGUCUACUCCAACAUGACAGUAAGUCCAACCUACGGACAGCAGCUUCCCUCUGCCUAUUACCCCUCUUCCUCACCUCCAGGGUUUGGCCAUGGUCAAACUCGCAUGUUCAGCAUCAAUAACAUCAUAGGACACCCAACCACUGCAAGCAUGCUGACAGGUCAGGCAGCAGAGGUGAUGCAGCAGCCCAGCCGGAGCUUCAGUCCUGAGGGGCUUCCAAAUGGAUCCAGCCCCUGUGGCCUGGGAGCCCCAGGUUUCCAGAGUCAGCCAUGUGGGGGAGCUGUGCCACCUCGCUCCUCCACACAUCCAGGCUUCACUUACUCUGGAUCAAACAGCCAUCCACACCAUCAAGCCCACCAAAGCUCAUAUGGACAGGGUCACACUCAGGGGUAUGCAGCAGCUGGCCGGAUCCACACCUCAGCUCACGGCCAUGCAGAAAUGGUGGACCAUUACGGCAGGGUCUCCCCAGUCCAGCUGGGCUCUUUCUCCCAGUACAACAGCACAGUAGGUCCUGUUGCCAGCACUGGCGGAUAUCUGAGACACCCAACAUACCCAGGGAACAUGGACCGGUUUGUGCCUGCCAUUUAAACUUCUAAACACCUUUUUAAAAGGACAUCAGAGAUCUGAGAGGGCACCAAGUAAGCCAGACUUCUGCAUACAAACAUGAUGAUUCUGGACAAACUGAACAGACCGACCUCUGAGACACAACUGUGAUAGCUUUCUUUUCUUCUUUUUCUUGUUUGUUGAUCCUAAAGCUCUUCUUCUGCACUGUUAAAUACAUUCUCUGAACCUGGAUUUAAAUGUAAAAAUCAUGAGAAUGUAAAUCGAGUGUAAUUUUGUGUGGUUGCAAGUUGUUAUUUUUUCUUUUGUCACAUCUUGAAUGUGAGUUAAAAUGACAUAUUUGGUAAUGCUCAUAUAAGUUAUUGUGCUUCAUGGUUAUAGGCUUUACAGUGAAUGUCUUGUGUGAAGAGCGUUGAUUUUUGUACAUGAAUUGCAUGAAUUUUACUGCCAAAUAAUGCAUAAAGUUUGCCUUUUUCUUUUUUGUAAAGACUGUUAUAGCACUUUUGUUCGUCAAGAAUAAAACAUAAUUACUUAUGAA
This is a messenger RNA of Melanotaenia boesemani (Boeseman's rainbowfish), 1971 nucleotides long. RefSeq names its product forkhead box E1 (gene foxe1). NCBI's taxonomy places the organism in Eukaryota, Metazoa, Chordata, Actinopteri, Atheriniformes, Melanotaeniidae. Gene Ontology annotation, biological process: anatomical structure morphogenesis; regulation of transcription by RNA polymerase II; cell differentiation. The transcript has a single exon. The record is from RefSeq and is a predicted model, not a curated record. Bases 360 to 1460 code for a protein of 366 amino acids. Gene Ontology annotation, molecular function: RNA polymerase II cis-regulatory region sequence-specific DNA binding; DNA-binding transcription factor activity, RNA polymerase II-specific.